Messenger RNA from Rhincodon typus (whale shark), 6462 nucleotides. It is a transcript of the gene alg10, whose product is annotated as ALG10 alpha-1,2-mannosyltransferase. Gene Ontology annotation, biological process: dolichol-linked oligosaccharide biosynthetic process; protein N-linked glycosylation. The record is from RefSeq and is a predicted model, not a curated record. The coding region runs from base 25 to 1440 and encodes 471 amino acids. The transcript is spliced from 3 exons. NCBI's taxonomy places the organism in Eukaryota, Metazoa, Chordata, Chondrichthyes, Orectolobiformes, Rhincodontidae. Gene Ontology annotation, cellular component: endoplasmic reticulum. Gene Ontology annotation, molecular function: dolichyl pyrophosphate Glc2Man9GlcNAc2 alpha-1,2-glucosyltransferase activity.
GCCACGCCCCCGUGCCCGGUCGGCAUGGAGCGCCUUGAGCCGCUUCUCUUCUCCGCUGUCCUCAGCAGCAACUUCCUCAUCUCCUCCGUGGUUUUCUCGGCCAUCAGCCGGGUGCAGAGGGCUCCUUACAUGGACGAGAUUUUCCACGUCCCGCAGGCGCAGCGAUAUUGCAAUGGGAGAUUUUCCGAGUGGGAUCCAAUGAUCACAACUCUACCUGGCCUCUAUCUGGUGUCUACUGGGAUAAUCAAGCCAGUAUCUUGGCUGAUGGGCUGGACAGGGAGUGUGGUGUGUUCUACAGGAAUGCUACGAUUCAUUAAUCUUCUGUUCAAUACUGGGAACCUCUACUUGCUUUAUCUGCUGUUGUGCAAAAUACAUCAGAAGGACAAGGCCACCUCAGCAUUCCAGAGAAUUAUGUCUGCAUUAACACUUGCCUCAUUUCCCCUGCUUUACUUUUUCUCAUUCCUCUAUUACACAGAUGCAGGCUCAACAUUCUUUAUUUUAUUUACUUAUCUGAUGUGCCUGUAUGGGAGUCAUUGUAUUGCUGCCUGCCUUGGAUUCUGUGCUUUUAUGUUCCGUCAGACUAACAUCGUCUGGAUAGUAUUCUGUGCAGGAACUGUUGUGGCACAGAAAUUGGCUGAAGCAUGGAAAAUCGAUUCUGUCAAGAAAAGGGAUGAAAAGACAGCUGUUCUAAAUUCCACCGUGGAAAUCAAGAAGUUUGUGCGCUUCCUCUUAGAGUAUGUCUUGUCGCUGAACAAUCUGAAAGCACUGAUGCUUCUGACCUGGCCAUACAUCAUCUUAGUUGUGGGAUUUCUGCUAUUUGUCUCCCUGAAUGGAGGAAUAGUUGUUGGCGACAGGACCAACCAUGAGAUCUCGCUCAAUUUUCCUCAGUUAUUCUACUUCCUCUCCUUCACCCUAGUAUUCUCAGUUUCACAUUUGCUUUCUCCUCAUAAGGUAUUUUCCUUCGUAAGUUCAGUACAAAAGCAACCAUUAUUUUAUGUUGUUCUUGUUUUUGUCUCCUUGUUGUUGGUUUGGAAGUUCACUUAUGUCCAUAAUUUCUUGCUGGCUGAUAACAGACAUUACACAUUUUAUAUUUGGAAAAAUAUCUUUCAGAGGCACGAACUAAUCAAGUAUAUGUUGGUCCCAGGGUAUAUCUUUGCUCUUUGGACAUUCAUUGAAACAUUGAAGUCCAAAUCAGUUUUCUGGAACUUAGUAUUUUUUAUCUGUUUGGCUGCUGCCACUGUUCCACAAAAAUUAUUAGAAUUUCGUUAUUUCAUUAUGCCAUAUCUUAUCUACAGACUGAACAUCCCAAUGCCUUUGGGCUUUAAGAUUCUUGCAGAGCUGGCUAUCUAUUUCGCAGUGAAUGUGCUAACUGUUUAUUUGUUUCUCUACAAAACCUUUCAGUGGCAAGAUAGCACAGAAGUUCAGAGAUUUAUGUGGUGACCUUUGGGCACACGUUUAUUUGGAGUCAAAAAAUCAUGUACAUGAAUGGUUAACAUGCUUCAGAAAUAGUUAACAUGCAUCAAAAUGUUUGUAAUGUUCUUAACAUUUGGAAGAAGGGCUUUUUUUUAUUUCCUUCCUCUGUAUUUGGGAUAGUUGUUCAUGUUUUUUUUUGCCAAACUCUCUAAUCACCAUGAUAACAUCAUUUAUUGAAAUCUUUUUAUGUGAAGUAUUUGUUUUAGUCACAUGGACUGUAUUAGUCUUGAUUGUGCUAUUUCAAAAGUAAGUUGUUUACCUAACUGAAAUACAUACACCUUUAAUGUUGUUAUAUCUUGAUUACACAACAAUAGUACUUCCAGCCCUUGUAGUUGAAAUUGCUUUAUCCAUUUGAAACUGUGACCCUGCUUAUUGUCAAACAGUUUUAUCUCAUUUUUGGCAAUGCAACCCAUUGAGUUCUGCAUGUUAUCACUUUUAUUAUGUGUGUAUUGAACUGAGGGAUUGAGGGCUGGUAUAAAUAUUAGAUAUUUAUAUUCUGAUAUGCUGAUCUUCUAAUGUUUUCCAUAGUUAGAUCUGUGUUAGAGACAUUAUUGUUCUUGUUUUCACAUGGUGUAUUCUUGUCAUGUUUUCUGUAUGAAUUUUUUUUGACAUUGAACUAGAAAGUUAGUUAUGUUAUCCCAUAGCUUUUAUCUGAAGCUUUUGUUUCAGUUGGUACAAUAUAUCUAAUUUAAUGAUAUUUUUUAAUAGUUAAUUUUUCUUGCAGAUCCUCUGUGGUAUUUGUCACUGAGUUAGACACCAUUGUGAGAUGUAAAUGUUAGUCAUUUCCACAGAGAAGACUUAGAAAGUCUUUUGAGAUGUAUGGGUAACAGUGAAUGUUUUUUUUGGUUCCCAUAAGAAAAAGUGUUUAAUCUACCACUGGAAGGAAAUUGAUAAGGUACAUUUUAACUUGUGAAAAAAGGACAUGUAUUUAAAUAGCAACUGUCGUAUCAUCAGAAUAUCCCAAAGUGUUCUGUAGCCGAUGAAUGGCUUUUGAACUUCAGUCACUGUUGCUUUGUCAGCACAUGCAGCAGGCAACGUGCAUACAAUAUGGUCCCAGAAAUAACAGUAAAGUGAGUAACUGGUCAGCUUGUUUAGUGUUGGUUAAGAAUUGACCAGGACAAAAAGGCUCUCCUGCUCAUCAAGUAUUUUGUGGUAUGUUUUAUAAAAGUUGAGACAGGGCCUCAAUCCAAAAUUUCAUCUGAAAGUGAGCUGCCUACAUCAAUGUAAUGAGGUUUAGCGACUAUACGGUAAAGGAUCCAUUAGAUAAUAAUUGUAACAUGAUAUAAUGUCACAUUCAGUUUGAGGAUGAGAAAUUUGGGUUGAAAAUAGUGCCUAAAAUGUAAAGGAGUACAAAAGGAAGUUAAGGAUGGUGUCAAAUUGAAAGUUAAAACUUACAAAGAUGCAAAGAUUAGUAACCUUGCAAAUUGAGGAGCCAAAACUUAGAAUUGUGCAAAUGAUAACUAAAAAGAGAAUUAGAGCAUGAGAGCAAACUGUCAAGGAACAUAAGAGGACAGUAGGAACUACCUAAAGUAUUAUAAAUGAAAAGAGUACCUGAAGUAAACAUUGACUCCCUUUGGGAAUAAGAGUGUGGAAUUCAUAAUGGGAAGAAAGAAAUGGUAGACCUUUUAAACAAGUAUUUUGUGUCUGUUUUCACAGUAGAAGACACAGAACAUCCCAAGGAUAGUAGAAAAUCAAGAGGCAAAAUGUAGAUAAGAGUUUAAGCAAUCAAAAUCAUUUGAGAAAAAAGUACCAGGAAAGUUGAUGAGUCUAACGACUGAUAAGUCCCCGGGACCUGGUGGCCUGCACCUUGACUGCUAAAGGAAGUGGCUGCACAAAUGGUGGAUGCAUUAGAUACAAUCUUCUGAAAUUCCCUAAAUUUUGGUACAGUUCCUGCAGAAUGGCAAACUGUACUUCUGUUCAAGAAAAAAGGGAGACAGAAAUCGGAAAGUUAUACACCAGUUCGUCAUAACAUCUGCCAUUGGGUAAAUGAUGGAAUCUAUUGUGAAGGAAGUAGUAGUAGGACAUCUAGAAAAUAUUGUUAGAGUCAGUGACAAUCAGCAUUACUUGAAUUGAGAGAGGCGGAGAAAAUGUACGUCCUAACAUGCCAUCACAUUGGUUUUUUGCCUUUAUCACUGAACAGAGCAGUUGUCGAAAUAGCUGUACCAUUUCUGCUCUUUGGAGGGAAACCUUUCACAAAUCCAAACGAUGUAGUAAGCUACAAGCAGAGAAACCCAUUUGCAAUAUCUGCUGUUUACAGUAAUAGCAAUAACUUAGUGUCAAGAUUAAGUCAAAUACUAGGCUUCCCAGGUACAAGACUCCAGUGGAAUAUUCUGUAUGCAUUCUAAGUUAGCAAAAAUACUGCCUUACUUACAAACUAAAUCAAUUACUCAUGCAAUUUUUAAAAAAUUAGAAACCUCAUUUUGGUACUGUCUGUGCUAGUAGAUGUUCAAGAUGCUCAGCCAACAGAUUUUCAAAAUAAACUUGGACCAUGCUAAUUGGCAUCCUUUUCCCAUUGGUGGCUGUAGUUAGUUUUAAUUGGUUAUUUUUUGAGCCCAUCAUAGUUUUCUUUCUUGCAUUACUUUUGUCCAUUCCCAGUUGGUAUGUGCCUUAUGAUUUGAAAUUGUCACUAUUUUUAAAUAUUAACCAGUUGUGUACAAACAUGACGCAAAAUUUUCAUGAAAUACAAUCACCAAAGUAAGAUUAAUAAAGUUGAGAUUUUUAUAAUGAUUAAUAUUUAUAUUGGACUGUGGUCAUUCACAAUCAUGGGGAUGCUUCCACAAAACUAAUACUCUUAGUUUGUAGAAGGCACCAGUCUCUUUAAAGUGACCCUUUUUCAGGCAGAGAAAUUUUAAUUAUUGGCCCAGAUUGUGUAGUUAGCAGUGCAGUGAUCGCACUCAUCACUGAGCUUGAGAAAAGCUGGCUCCAAAGAUUUAAGGAAACCCGUGAUUUCAUCUUUUUCUGAAAUUAAUUUGUAUCUGGCAUCAGUGGAAAGGGAUUUCCAAGUAUCCAGCAACAGUGAUACUGUCAUGCGGUGUAAACAGGUAAUCAUAUUGAAGUAUCUGUACCAAAAACAAACUAGGAAAUAACAUGUGACUAUUCAUUCUUCAAUAACUUUUGCACAGCAUAACAAAAGUUGAAGUACAUGCACAGCUGCUGAAAUAAUUAGCUUUAAAAAAACUGGAAUUUUUUUUAACAUAACAGAGAAACGUUGUUUCACAUUUAUUUAAGGCUUAUUUCUGAAUGUGGUAAGGUUGAAUCUUAUCACUGGAAGAUGACAAAUGGCUCCCAGAAAAAGCAAAAUGAAUUUCAGACUUGGAGAUUUUUUCUUUCCCACUGAUAACAGUAACUAUUUGGAACAAACAGAAAAAUCAUUGUAUCUCAAUUUCACAAAAACAAAUUAUCAGAUCAUUAUCACAUUGCAGUAGGAGUUAAAGACCAAAUGAGCUACAUUUCAAUAAUUGCUGUAAAUUGUAUUGUUAUGUCCAGUGGUUGUGAAAUACACUACAUGUUAAGUCUGUUUAAUAUUCAAAAUGUAAGUAUUUCUGUUGUAUUUAGGGCAACUGUGCAAUGGACUGCUGUACAAAGUUUGCAUCAUAGAAGUGUUAGAGGCUAUUAAUCAUCGUAUUGUGUAAAUGCUUCCGUUCUUUUCAAUACAAGCAGCUGCCAUUUCAAAACAAUCCUGAAAUCAAUUUGUGUCACCAUCACUAAACUAUUAUCAGUUCAAUUUCUGCCUUCACCAAAGAAUCAGGGAGACUCUGUGAUUACUCAUUCUGCUUAAAAUAGAAAAGAAAUGCUAAUUAUUCUAAUCUAAUUCAUUAUACAAUUGUUUGUUUUGAUUUGAUUUACAUAUUGUCAUGUGUAUUUAUUUACAAAAUAUAGUGAAAAGUGUUGUAUCUCUGGCACUACUUUAAAACACAGAAAAAUAAACCAAAACAUACAAUAUAAAGGCCGAAAAAAAGAAUAAGUGUUUAACUUUACAAUCUUUUUUGUUAAGUGCUCUACCAUGGGCCUGGUGGCCAGGCACAAGUCCCCUUUGUUGCACCACCAUCUUUGGAAUGAAAAUUGCCACUCUUCACACCAUUUCGCCUCCUUACAAAAUUUUUAAAUUCUUUUUCCUGUUGUUACCUCUGUCAAAAGCCAGUUUUUUUUUCUCAUGAGUCAUAUCUUGUUCUGAACUAGGUUAUUCUUUGAAAACAACACAUUGAUUGCCAUAGCUUAAAUGAUCAAAUUAAGCUAAUGUACGUGAAUCUGCAACCCAUUUAUCUACACCAAAGCCCAAUUCAGUUCAGUGCAAUGAUAUUUAAAAUUCUGAUAGAUGGAGUGGGCAAGAUGUGAAAAGCUGUAACUUCCUUUUUAAAUCACAUGACUGCAUAGAUAUAGUUUGCUGAGUACUUGAUGCCAACUGUGUGUCAGGAACCAGGGCAGGUAAAUUAUUUGUAACAAAUGUAUAUUCUAUCUUGUCUACAAUGUGAACAGUUGUGAAUAUACUAUGAUGUGCUGUUUUUAAAAAUGAGGUUGUACGUUGCCUGCUGGCUUCAGGCAAGCUCUUUAGCCUACAGAUUAGCUUGGAUGUGCGCCAUUUAAUUUGAAAGGGAUACUUGUAUUUGUAGCCUGUUGUUGUACUAGAUUAUUUUAUUUACAAAUGUGGAUCAGUUUUUCUAGGAGUUCAGGAGUCAAACCCAGGUGGUCAGUAGAAUACUGUAUAUCCUUUAUCCGGUUAAGGGCCACGAUUGGCUAUUUUUUUAAUUGGUCAUUGAAAGAAAAUCUUUGAUCAUAAAUUGGAUCUUUGGAAUUGUAGAAAAGUGUGUAAAAGAUGUAGGCUUUUCCCUCAUUUAAUUUCCUGCUUCAACCUAUUCCACUUGGACAGAGAGCCACCAAUGGGCCAUCAGCUGUGCAGUAUUUCAUCAGAGACUUUGUUGGAAGAUGUCAAAGAAUAGCUUGUGAAUUUAUGCAGUUUAAGUAUCUUGUAACUCAAGAAUUUGUAUGAUA